Nannochloropsis gaditana CCMP526 is the source of this 411-nucleotide messenger RNA. RefSeq lists its product as uncharacterized. Gene Ontology annotation, molecular function: carbon-nitrogen ligase activity, with glutamine as amido-N-donor. The coding region runs from base 1 to 411 and encodes 136 amino acids. The transcript has a single exon. The record is from RefSeq and is a predicted model, not a curated record.
AUGAAAGACAAAGACAAGGAAAAGCUCAGUGCCCUUCGAAACAUCAAGUCGGCCCUCGGAAAUGCUUUGAAAGAAGAGGGCGCUGCGGAAACCUUGCCCGAUGAAAAGGCCAUUUUGAUAUUGACAAAACUACGCAAGCAACGUCAGGAAUCGAUCGAAAUGUUUAUUAAAGGAAAUCGCGACGACAUGGUCCAAGCAGAAAAAGCAGAACUGGCCAUUUUGGAGACGUAUUUGCCCCAACUAGCAGACGAGGCUACUACGCGGGAAUGGGUAUCCGCUGCUAUUCAGGAAACGGGCGCGAGCGCUAAAAGCGACGUGGGAAAAGUCAUGGGCGUGAUGAUGAAAAGAUAUAAGGGAAAAACGGACAACAAACUCGUCUCCAAGUUGGUGGGGGAGAUGUUGGGUGCCUAA